Molecule: messenger RNA, 558 nt
Organism: Calidris pugnax (ruff)
Lineage: Eukaryota; Metazoa; Chordata; Aves; Charadriiformes; Scolopacidae
Product: MAP7 domain-containing protein 2-like
Exons: 4
Coding region: 193-558 (121 amino acids)
Biological process (GO): microtubule cytoskeleton organization
Cellular component (GO): microtubule cytoskeleton
Source: RefSeq, a predicted model, not a curated record
CCGCCGAGCGGCACCAAGCUGCCGUCGGCCGUCGUGCCCGGCCCCGCUCCCGCUCCUCCCCGCGGCACCUGACACCGCGGGGCGGGCAGUGCGCCUGUGCGGCGGCCGCUGGGCGCCGCGGAGAGGAGCGGAGACCCGGCGGCAGCAGCAGCGGCAGCAGCAGGAGGCGGUGGUGGCCACCGGCCGAGGAAGAUGGCGGAGCCGGGGGCUGCGCGCAGCUACCCGCGGGCCACAGCCAUUGAUGGAUUUCUAAAAACCGAUGAAAGACAAAGACUGGCAAAGGAGAGAAGAGAAGAAAGGGAGAAAUACCUUGCUGCUAGGGAACAGCAGAUACUGGAAAAGGAGAGAAGAGCAAAACUUCAAUAUGAAAAGCAAAUGGAAGAGCGGUGGAGAAGACUGGAGGAACAGAGGCAGAGAGAGGAGCAGAAGAGAGCAGCUGUUGAAGAAAAACGGAGACAAAAGCUUAAAGAGGAGGAGGUAAGAAUAGUCAUCUACUUCUGGUCACAUAUCUGGGACACUAACUGUCAAAUGAUGAAGCACCAGCUUUCCAGCAAGUAG